AUGUCUACUCCACCAAAUAAUGCCGUGUCCUGUGAGAAACUCAUAGGAGCCAAUUUUCAUGUUACGAUUACCGACUCGAGGAUUCUCGAAGGUAUAUUGACGGUAAUUGACCCAUUUGGAAACUUGCUAUUAUCAAAUGUCUACGAAACUUCAAAGGAUAAAUUUGACAAGACUAAAUUGCAUGUUAGAGAGAUUGGGUUGGUUAGUGUGCCAAGAGAGACUAUAGUCAACAUUAAGGUUGACUCAAAGACACACAAGAAUAUAUUUGGUAAAAUCUAG
This is a messenger RNA of Lodderomyces margitis, 279 nucleotides long. RefSeq lists its product as uncharacterized. The record is from RefSeq and is a predicted model, not a curated record. The transcript has a single exon. Gene Ontology annotation, cellular component: NatC complex. The coding region runs from base 1 to 279 and encodes 92 amino acids. NCBI's taxonomy places the organism in Eukaryota, Fungi, Ascomycota, Pichiomycetes, Serinales, Debaryomycetaceae.